This is a messenger RNA of Penicillium taxi, 1665 nucleotides long. It is a transcript of the gene pgmA, whose product is annotated as phosphoglucomutase PGM2. The coding region runs from base 1 to 1665 and encodes 554 amino acids. Lineage: Eukaryota; Fungi; Ascomycota; Eurotiomycetes; Eurotiales; Aspergillaceae. Gene Ontology annotation, cellular component: cytosol. The transcript is spliced from 3 exons. Gene Ontology annotation, molecular function: phosphoglucomutase activity; magnesium ion binding. Gene Ontology annotation, biological process: carbohydrate metabolic process. The record is from RefSeq and is a predicted model, not a curated record.
AUGUCGGUUCAGACUGUUUCUAUUAAGCCCUUCACAGACCAGAAGCCGGGCACUUCGGGUCUCCGUAAGAAGGUGAAGGUCUUCCAGCAGGACCACUACUCCGAGUCCUUCAUCACCAGUAUUCUCCUGUCCAUCCCUGAGGGUGCUGAGGGUGCUUUCCUCGUUAUUGGAGGUGAUGGUCGCUAUUACAACACUGAGGUGAUCUCUAAGAUCGCCAAGAUUAGUGCUGCCUAUGGUGUCAAGAAGCUCCUAGUCGGUCAGAAUGGUAUCAUGAGUACCCCCGCUGCGAGUAACUUGAUCCGUGUGCGUGGUGCUACUGGUGGUAUUUUGCUCACUGCCAGUCACAACCCCGGUGGUCCCGAGAAUGACUUCGGUAUCAAGUACAACCUCGCUAACGGUGCUCCCGCCCCCGAGACCGUGACUGACAAGAUCUACGCCACCUCCAAAUCUCUCACCUCCUACAACUACGUCGAUGUCCCCGCUGUCGACACCACUACCAUCGGCACCAAGACCUACGGUCCCCUCGAGGUUGAGAUCGUCCACUCGACCACCGACUACUUGACCAUGAUGAAGGAGAUCUUCGACUUCGACCUGAUCAAGGAGUUCCUUACCUCUCACAAGGACUUCAAGGUUCUCUUCGAUGGUAUGCACGGUGUCACCGGUCCCUACGGCGAGGACAUCUUCGUCAAGGAGCUCGGUCUGCCCGCCAGCAGCAUCAUGAACUGCGUGCCCAAGGAGGACUUCGGCGGCGGUCACCCCGACCCCAACCUCGUGUACGCACACGAGCUUGUCGAGGCCGUUGACAAGAACGGCGUGCACCUGGGUGCCGCCAGUGAUGGUGAUGGUGACCGUAACAUGAUCUACGGUGCCAACACCUUCGUCUCACCCGGUGACAGCUUGGCAAUCAUUGCACACCACGCCAAGCUCAUCCCCUGGUUCCAGAAGCAGGGCGUCUACGGUCUUGCCCGCUCGAUGCCCACUUCUGGCGCCGUUGACCGCGUGGCCAAGGCCCAGGGUCUGGAGAGCUACGAGGUUCCCACCGGCUGGAAGUUCUUCUGCAACCUAUUUGACAACAAGAAGAUCUCCAUCUGCGGCGAAGAGAGCUUCGGCACUGGCAGCAACCACAUCCGUGAGAAGGAUGGUCUGUGGGCCAUCGUGGCCUGGCUGAACAUCAUUGCCGGUGUCUCCAAGCAGAAGCCCGAGGAGACUCCCAGCAUCGCCUCUAUCCAGAACGACUUCUGGCAGACCUACGGCCGCACCUUCUUCACUCGCUAUGACUACGAGAACGUCGACAGCGAAGGCGCAAACAAGGUUGUCGGCAUCCUCUCCGACCUGAUCGCCAGCGGCUCUUUCAUCGGCUCUUCCGUCUCCUCCCGCAAGGUCGUGGAUGCCGGUAACUUCUCCUACACCGACCUUGACGGCAGUGUGUCCAAGAACCAGGGUCUGUACGCCAAGUUCGACGAUGGCAGCCGCAUUGUCGUGCGUCUGUCCGGCACUGGCAGCAGCGGUGCUACCAUCCGCUUGUACGUUGAGCGCUACGAGGAUGACAAGUCCAAAUUCGGUCUCAAUGCUCAGGAGUACCUGAGCGAGAACAUUUCUCUGGCUCUGUCUCUGCUCAAGUUCAAGGAGUAUGUCGGCCGUGAGGAGCCCGAUGUCAAGACUUAA